Phaeoacremonium minimum UCRPA7 is the source of this 6429-nucleotide messenger RNA. Its product is annotated as putative e3 ubiquitin-protein ligase ubr1 protein. The record is from RefSeq and is a predicted model, not a curated record. Gene Ontology annotation, cellular component: cytoplasm; ubiquitin ligase complex. Bases 1 to 6429 code for a protein of 2142 amino acids. The transcript is spliced from 2 exons. Gene Ontology annotation, biological process: protein ubiquitination; ubiquitin-dependent protein catabolic process via the N-end rule pathway. Lineage: Eukaryota; Fungi; Ascomycota; Sordariomycetes; Togniniales; Togniniaceae. Gene Ontology annotation, molecular function: zinc ion binding; ubiquitin protein ligase activity.
AUGGACACGACCAUGUCGAGUCAAGAGCAGCAGCUCUGCGAGUUCCUGCGGGCUUUACCCACGACGCACCACUACCGCUACAAUGAAGCCGCCUCCCAGGACCUCCUCACCAGCCUCUUCUGGUGUCUCGCCGGAGGGAAGCCCGAAUACAUGAGACUGUUCUUUCCGAAUGGUAGCCCGGUUGUGGAAGGGAAAGUGCUGAAGCUCAAAGAGGCACAAGGAGCGGUUGAGGGUGCCGAGUACACAGAAGCCGCCCGCGGUAAGGCCUGCGGUCAUAUCUUCAAGGCCGGAGAAGCCUCCUACGGGUGCCGGACAUGCAGCACCGACGAUACCUGCUGCCUCUGCAGCAAAUGCUUCGAUGCGACCGAUCAUACCGGCCACAUGGUCCGAAUCAACAUCUCGAUAGGUAACAGUGGCUGUUGCGACUGUGGUGAUCCGGAGGCGUGGAAGAACCCAAUGUUCUGCACGAUCCACUCACACUGGGAACACGGGGAGUCGAAAGGAAAGGGAAAGGAGGCAGCAGGACUGCCAGAAGACCUGGUUACGAGCAUCAGAAUGACCAUCGGCCGAGUGCUCGACUACAUGUGCGAUGUCAUUUCCUGCGCGCCCGAACAACUGCGACAGACGAAGACGGCUGAGUCUAUCAAGCAAGAUGAGAAGAUGUCUAGACUCUCCUCAACAUAUGGGCCGAUUGACAACGACGAUGACCCUGAAGAAUAUGCUAUUUUGCUGUGGAAUGACGAGAAACACACCGUCGUCGAGGUACGAGAUCAGGUUGCAAGGGCUUGUCGUGUACCCCUGAGAGAAGGUCUGGAGAGGGCUUAUGAGACUGAUGCCAUUGGCCGGACCAUUCUAAAAUACGAUGAAAGCAUAGAAAGGCUGCUGGAGGUCGCCAACAUCUUGGAGCAAAUCCGGGUAACCGUUACUAUCCGUUCGUCUCGCGAUACGUUCCGAGAGCAGAUGUGCGGUUCGAUGAUUGAAUGGCUUAGCGACAUCUCUGGGUGCAGUGUUGGCCAUGAUCACUUCAUCCUACGACAAAUAGUCUGCCAAGAGCUCCUGAAACCCUGGAGGAGGGGUAGCCCAGCCAGCCAUGCUAUUGUCGGGAAGAACGGUAUCGAUGAUGAAGAUCUUCUCGAACAGCGUGAUGACAGAGAAAUAGUCACCCUUGCACACAUGAGAAUUCUUGCACAGGCUAGGGUUGCUGCUCAAACUGUGGAGGUCGUCGACGAUAGCGACGACGAUGACGCAGACAUGGAAGGUGGCAACAGGACUCCGUCAAGUGGGGAGAUAGACGAGGACGAAGAUGACGACGAUGUCAUGAUGGUGGACGCUCGGGCUGAUGUGGCUGGAGACGUGAACAUGUCUGACUGGAGACAAGGUGGCCCUGACACAGCGCUCGAAGAAGACGAGGCAACCAUGGCGGGCUAUCUCCCUCCUCCACCUCCUCCACCAGCAGCCCCCCGCCGGAAUAUGCGUGAUCGUGAUCUCACACCUUCCGAUUCCGAUACCGCGGAACCUUUAAUAGCGCCAACCGUUUAUGCUAAGGCAAACCUCGAGAUACCCAAGACGCCAGGCGUGGCACAAGAUGAGAAGUCGUCACCCCCAAAACCAGGCCGAUAUUGGCUUGGAUCUCCUGCAGCCUACAUGGAACGAGAGAAUGUGCCGCCGUCAGAGGAUCUGUUCCAAAGAGUUCGUCUUGACUGGAUGAUUCUCUUCGACCUACGAAUGUGGAAGAAGGUCCGCAACGAUCUUCGUUCGCUGUACAUCUCCACCGUUGUCUCUAUUCCUGAGUUUAAACGUGUACUUGGGCUGCGUUUUGCUGCCUUGUACACAACAUUAGCCCAGCUCUAUCUUAUCGCCGACCGCGAGCCCGACCACUCUAUUAUCAACAUCUCCUUACAAAUGCUUACUACGCCGUCUAUUACUGCUGAGGUUGUGGAAAGGGGCAACUUCUUAACGAAUCUAAUGGCCAUUCUAUAUACCUUCCUGACAACGCGACAAGUUGGACAUCCCUGGGAUGUGUCAUCAACAGCGGUGCUUGCAUUCGACACCGGCUCUGUUACCAAUCGGCGCAUGUACCACUUCUUCCAGGACCUGAAGUAUCUCUUCGGGUCGCCUCACGUUCAAGAGCGCCUCCGAACGGAGGAGAGAUACACAAUGCAGUUCCUCGACUUGGUGAAGCUUCAUCAGGGCAUAUGUCCCAAUGUGCGCGCCAUUGGCGAACAUGUCGAGUACGAGACCGACACUUGGAUAAGUGCCUCAUUAAUUACUCGCGAGAUAAAUCGUCUAUGUCGUCAAUUCUCCCAGUCAUUCAGCAAUCUCAAGGAUCAGGACUCACUUUGUGUUUCUCGAGCCAUUCGGCUCGCUGCAAAGAGUGUUAUUAUGAAUUCGAUUGGUGCUGAGCGGUCACGCUUUAGCCAAGCUGAAAUCAAAGACGAAGUACGGUUCAAGACCCUUGCUGAUUUUGAAUUUGACGGCGGUUCAUCUAAGUAUGAAGUUGUAAAAUUCGUGGUGGAAGAGCAACCAAUUAGUUUCCACCAUGCACUCCAUUACACGCUAUCUUGGCUCAUCGAGUGUGGGAAGUCGAUGACAAGGGAACAGUUACGCGCUCUCCUAAGUUUCACGACACAAGAGCUUAAGAUGAAGCCACACUCGAUGGGACGAAAGAUAAUGCCCAGGCGCGACUAUACCCCUGAAGACUAUCUUAUGGCAGCAUUUGACUAUCCUCUUCGUGUGUGCGCAUGGCUCGCCCAGAUGCGCGCGGGAAUGUGGGUUCGCAAUGGCAUGAGCUUACGACAUCAGGCAGGAACAUAUCGUGGUGUUAUGCAGAGAGACGUCUCACAUCAUAGGGACAUUCUGCUGCUGCAAACCGCGUUGGUUAUUUGUGAUCCUAGCCGAGUCCUCGCCUCGGUUAUCGACCGAUUUGGCAUGGAGAAAUGGGUCAAGGGUUUCUUUGAACAGAAGUCGACGGCUCAAGAUGACGCCCAACAUCUCGAUGUCAUUGAGGACAUGAUACAUCUCCUCAUUGUGUUGUUAAGCGACAGAGCUUCACUCAUCCGAACUGAAGACGAGCCCGAUGGCCAGAUACUAGCUAUGCGCCGGGAUAUUACUCAUGUACUCUGCUUCAAACCUCUUUCGUUCUCCGAAAUUUGCAAUAAGCUACCGGAUAAAUUCCAGGAGCAGGAAGAGUUUCAUCGGGUGCUGGAUGAGAUGUCAACCUUCAAAGCUCCUGAAGGAAUUUCUGAUAUCGGUACAUUCGAGUUGAAGCCACAGUACAUCGAAGACGUCGACCCCUACAUUGCCCAUUACAACAAGAAUCAACGAGAAGAGUCCGAAAUGGCCUAUCGAAAGUGGAUGGCAAAGAAGACCGGCAAACCGGUUGAAGACAUUGUGUAUGAGCCCAAACUCCGUCCGAUUCCAGCCGGUGUGUUCACUGGUUUGGCGGAUUUCACUAACACGGGCAUGUUUGCCCAAAUAAUCUACUACUCGCUCCUCUACCCCCUUGUCUCACAACGACUUACGCCCAAUGUCCCCUUCACGCGGGUGGAGACCUUCCUCCAGGUAGUGCUCCACCUUCUUCUGAUCGCAAUUACAGAGGAUAAAGCACGCGAAGAAGAUCCAUCUCAGCCAUCAUUCAUCCACCUUGCGCUCACACAAAUAGCAAGGAGCAACUUCAUGCCUGAAGCGCCAGGAGCAAAGACCAUUGUGGCUCUUCUUGACAUGAUGUCAACGAAGGAGAAUCUCAAGACAUGCCAUCCAAAGAUUGCACUCAUCCUGAAGAGAAUGCGCCAAAAACGCCCCCGCGACUUUGAAGCUGCCUACAUGCGACUUGGUGUGCCAGUGGACCGCAUCAGUACCGCAUCUCCAGCGAACGCUGCGAAUGCGGAUGAGGAACGUGAGAGAAAGAAGAGAGCAGCUCUAGACCGCCAAGCCAGGGUAAUGGCGCAGUUCCAGCAACAACAGAAAAGCUUCAUGGCCAACCAAGUUGACAUAGACUGGGGCGAUGUUGAUGAUCUCGAGGAAGACGAGCUUCCAGAGCCCGAAGAGAAGAAGAACUUUUGGAAAUACCCGACUGGAACCUGCAUUCUUUGUCAGGAAGAUACCGAUGACCGCCGGCUCUAUGGCACAUUCGCAUUUCUUAGAGAGAGUCGAAUAUUACGCCAGACAGAUUUCCAGGAUCCUGACUUCGUUCGCGAGGCGGCUAAUACCCCCAGAAACCUCGAUCGAUCAGCUGAAAACAUCAGGCCUUUUGGUAUUGCCCAUGAGAAUCGUAAGAUAGUUCAAAAAGUCAACGCCGCAGGCGAAACGUUUGAGGCAGAACGACAAACAAUUGGCAAGGGAUUUCCUUACAAAUGCAUUAGACCCGGCCCAGUUUCCAUUGGCUGUGGUCACAUAAUGCAUUACAGCUGCUUCGAGAUCUAUUUCGAAGCGACAAUCCAACGACACAAGCAGCAAAUUGCUCGCCACCACCCCGAAUUUACAGAGCGUCAGGAGUUCGUGUGUCCGCUGUGUAAGGCUCUUGGCAAUGCAUUCUUGCCAAUCAUCUGGAAGGGUCGCGAAGAGUCAUAUCCUGGUGUACUCAACUCAGAUGAUGCGUUCGCAAGUUUCUUAGAUGAAGAGAUAACCCAAGCAGCUUAUGCUCUCGGCAAUGAGAGUCCUGCCGACAAAACCUCACAAAUCGUCUUCGCUAGACAUACGAAAUCUAGUUUGCUUCCGAAUCUGGCAGAGAAGGCAUCCCAACUAGUAGCUGAGGCUUGGGGUUCUGCAUCGCCGUCCCGAUCAAGUGGUACCCCGUUCAGUGACAGCUUUGGCGGUAUCUCGACUCCAGACUCUAGUGGACGAUCCGGUUCAGUGCCAGCUGAUGGAAGCAAUUCUAUGACGGAGCUCGUGACGGUCUAUCGCCGUCUCAGGGACACCGUGAAGAAGAAUGAGCUAGUGAGCAGUCAUAUACAUGAGCAGGACGAGAAUGAGAACGAUCUGAGCCACAGCGAUGUAUUAGCUCACGCUGUGGGCUUUUCCAUAUCAGCUGUCGAGAUUCAGCAGCGUGGCAUCGAUUCUGAAUACGGCUCCACGCUAUUGGAGAAGAUUCCUGAACAGGUGUUGACACAUCUCCGGAUUCUCGCUGAAACCGUCGAAUCGUACAUUGCUAUCGGUGGCCAGAAGUACGGUGGCGAUAAUCGAAUUAGUACCGAGUUUCGACGGGACAGUGAACGCCAACAUUGCCAACUUUUUAUCGGUCAAUACUUUGGUAAGGAGACCGAUAACGCUCGCCGCCCUGUGGAGGCGUACAAGCCACUUCUGAGUCUUGACCCUUUCGUCUUCCUGUGUGAAAGCGUAUUUGGUGUUUCACAAGCUCAUGGUAUCGAGAUCCCGAACCUGUUACGGCUUUGCUAUCUAGCAGAGAUUGUGAAGGUCGUGUAUCACAUGGGACGCAAUCAGCCCGCUGCCCAGUGGAUUCCACAUUUCAUUAACCGCCAAAACGCCGAUCCUGCAUUGAACAACUUCGCCGAAUUCUGUCUAUCCAUUGCCACCAUUGACAUGAACAAUGUGGCUCAGUUCAAUGGUUCGUGGCAACCUCAUGGCGACAACAAGGGCUUCGAUCAGCCCGGUUUCGAGUCACUGCAAGGGUACUAUAACCUUGUCAAGAAAUAUGCUCUGGCGUUCUUGCGAAAGUCUGUGGUCCUUCUUUAUGUCAAGUACGGCGUAGACUUCAACAGCCAUAUCUCUCCCAACCCAGAACAAGACGAAUUAGAGCGACUCACGGAGACCCUGCGUGUGCCAUCUUUUGAUGAGAUGUGCACCUCACUAACAUCUUUUGGGAGCAAUUAUGGAUGGCCUUCAAGCACACACGGGCUAGUCGACGGUUGGAUCAAACAUGAGAUCGUUGGCAAGCAGAAGCAUGACUUCCCGCCGGCCUCCGCGCUUGUCAGCCACCCAGGCAUCUUCGAGCUGGUAGGCUUACCUAAGAACUACGACUAUCUCAUCGAGGAAUGCACACGUCGACGCUGCCCAACAACUGGCAAGGAUAUUUCAGAUCCGAUGAUAUGUCUUCUCUGCGGAGACGUCUUCUGUGGUCAGGGCAUCUGCUGUCUCGCGGAGGAGCCGCGCUCUCGAGGCCGGUCUUCUAGGCGAAUCGGUGGGGCGCAGCAGCACAUGAGAGUAUGCCAGAAGAACGUCGGCAUGUUCAUCAAUAUUCGCAAGUGUGCCGCGUUCUAUUUGCACCGCACCUCAGGGUCGUGGAGCAACGCGCCAUACAUCGAUAAGUACGGCGAGAUGGACAUGGGACUACGUCACGGGCGCCAACUAUAUCUCAACCAGAAGCGCUACGACAGCAUGCUGCGCAACAUGUGGCUAAGUCAUGGGGUUCCGAGCUUCAUCAGCAGGAAGCUGGAGGCGGAUAUCAACAAUGGUGGAUGGGAGACGAUCUAG